ACUUUUCCAGUUCUUAGUAAUCUUAUCCAUGGAGCUAGCCAGAGCUGUGAAGCCUCCACUAUCAUACUUCAAUUCUCAAGAACAAACCCUAAUUAAAUCCCCAAACACACAAUCACAAUUCCCAAUCACUCAAAAACCCUAUCACCUCAAAUCCAAACACAAACCAAAUUCCCAUGGCAGCAAAUCAAACAAUCUCGAAAUUUCCGCGCCGACAAUGUCAGAAAUCAUGGAAGCAUCCACAGCGCAGAAUCUCGACAUCCAAAUCCAAACACUCGGCCCGUUUUUCAGGAUCACAGCCACAAGCUUGCAGACCCGGCGGGAAGUGGGCCGGGCCGAGGGGGUGAUACGGGCCUGGUUUGGGGGCAGAAUUCUGCAUUUGGAUUCGAUGAAAUUGCAGAGGGAGACGAUCGGGAUGGAGAAAUCUAUAUUUGGGAUCGGUUUGUUUAUUGGGGCUGUAGCGAUUAGGUUUGGCUAUGAGCGCGGCUGCAGCCGAGCCGAGCUGCUUGCUAUCAAUGACACUGAUCUUUAUCAUAAUAAGCUUGUGAGAUUUUACAAGAAAAUUGGGUUCGAGGAAGUGUACGAGGUGACCGGUUCAUCCUUCGGUGAUUUUAGCCACAUGCUCGUUUGGGGAGGCGUCGGUACAAGAAUGAACGCUAAUCUCGACGAACUCAUGCUCAAGUGGUGUUCAAGAUUCAAGACUACUAAGAAGAAUAAAACCAAGUAAUUCGCACUGUUUCGAUUUCUCGAAUACAUAUAUUAUGUAUCUAUAUAUUGUAUUUUGGUUGCCAAAAAAAGAGAAAAAAAAGAACAAAGAAGAAAUUAAUGUCAAAGUUGUAAAUAUUCUGCUAAUUUUGUAUUAUUCUGUAGAUGUUUAAAA
Messenger RNA from Erythranthe guttata (spotted monkey flower), 877 nucleotides. The record is from RefSeq and is a predicted model, not a curated record. Lineage: Eukaryota; Viridiplantae; Streptophyta; Magnoliopsida; Lamiales; Phrymaceae.